UCUAAAUUCAAAUAUGAAGACUAUCUGGACUCUAGCCUUGAUAGCCAUGCUCAUAGUCGGCCUAGUAAGAGCCGAUGUGGAAAAAGCAACAACUGCCGAUGAUGUCAGCAAGUUCUUGGAGGCAAACCAAAACAAUGUUGCUGCCCUCUUCUUCUUUGACAGCAGCCUCAACGAAGGAAAUGAAGGUGGAUUCUGGAGCGGAGUAGUCACUUCUGUGAGUCAUAUCUUCAGCGGAGAGGACAAUCUAGUUAAUGGCGAGCAUCAAGCUUCAGAGAUAGAGCAAAAAAUCAGUGAGGAAGCUGACCUUUUGCAGAUAGAUGUCAGCAAUGAGGACUUACGUGAACUCCAAGAUCAGUAUGAAGUUACAACUAUUCCUUAUGUCAUCAUCUAUGACAAAGGAGUGUUAGUUCUGAGUGAAGUGCUCAACCCAGACACACACGAUAAAGUUCUCGAUAUUCUUCAGAUCAAAUCUAACGAAACUAAUUCACAAAGUGAAGAAGCUCUUGUAGUUCCUGAGGAGAAUACUUCUGAAGUGAGUGCUUCUGAGGUAAAUACUUCUGAAGAAGAACCACCUUUAUUAAUUCCUGAGGCAGUUCCAGCUACUAUCGAAAUCACUGAUCCUGCUGUUGUAAAGCCAGAAGUAGUAGCCGUCAGCCCACAAAAAGUGAUCAUUACAACACCUAAAGUUAUUCCUCCAAGAGUUACUAUCCAGAAUCCUCAAAAACCAAAGGCUGUAACACUUGCUCCUGGAGAGACUGAAAAACCAACUCCUCAAUUACCAAACCAAGAUCCAAGAGUGACUUUAAGAAUUCCUAGGAAUUAUACUGAGCCAAAGGCCAAAUCUGAAGACUCUUCCUUCAUCAAGCACAAAUGCCACGACAUUACCCAUCCAAAACAAGUUCCAAGAGGAUCUCCAGGAUACAUCGCUGAGCUUGAAGAUUACCAAAUCCCAGAGGAGUGGUGGGAAUAUGGAUAUUCUCCAAUCACCGGAAGCAAUGCUGAAGAAAUUAAUUACAGCCGUAACGUAAAGUUCUUCGAAGCCGAAAACAUCACUUUUGAACCAACCCAGUACAAAUCUCCAUUUAUGUACAAUCAUUAUCCUUACACUGCUCCAGAGAUAGUGACUCCAGAACCAUUCACUAGAGAAGAAUUCUUGACUCCUUCUAGACUUACCAAGGAUGAAGAGCCAGCUCCUUAUAGAGUCGCUAGAGAGGAAUUCAUCAGAACCCCAGCUGGAAUUAUCAGAGAAGAAUAUGAGCUCCAAGAUGAACUAUUAUAUUACCCAGAAGUAAUUGAAGCUCAAAGACCUUCUCUUAUCCAAGCUAGAAUUGCUGAAGCUAACGCUGAGGCACAGUUUGAGGCAGGAAGACCAAGAAGAAUUUUCCCUCAAGGAAAUCAGAGAUAUGCUCAAUUUAGCAACACCACUAAUGCUCCUGCUGCUCAACAACAAAAACCAGCCGUUCAGCAACAGAAACCAGUCGCCCAACAACAAAAGCCUGCUGCUCAACAAACCCAAACAAAGCCAGCUGCAUCUAAACAAGAAACCCCAAAAAGAAUUUAUCCUCAAGGGAACCAGAACUACACCUCUUACCAACAAAAGCCAGCUGCUGUAACUGCUACCAAACCCUCUCGAGCUCCUAAUUCCUCAUCUCCUGCACCUAGAGUCACCAAAACUGCACCUAAAGCUACAGCCACUGCUCCAAGAUCCAAAGCUACACCCAAAACUCCAAGCUUACCAGCACAGCCAAGGCCUGCUGCCCGAAGCACUCCCACUAAACCAGCUAAGCCUACUCCAAGAUCUGCUCCUGCUCCUGCCCCAAGAGGCCCUGCUCCUGCCCCAAGAGGCCCUGCUCCUGCACCAAGAGGCCCAUCAGCUGCACCAAGAAGCCAAGCUCAAGCUAGUGCAAAAGUCUCAGCUCCUCUAAGACCAGGUAUUCCUUUGAAACCAGGAUCCCCAUCAGCAUAAGAUAUGAAGAAAAGAAUUUCAGUUAAAA
Messenger RNA from Moneuplotes crassus, 1994 nucleotides. The record is from the annotation of a GenBank genome assembly. NCBI's taxonomy places the organism in Eukaryota, Ciliophora, Spirotrichea, Euplotida, Euplotidae.